Molecule: messenger RNA, 927 nt
Organism: Talaromyces amestolkiae
Lineage: Eukaryota; Fungi; Ascomycota; Eurotiomycetes; Eurotiales; Trichocomaceae
Exons: 2
Coding region: 1-927 (308 amino acids)
Biological process (GO): peptidyl-proline hydroxylation to 4-hydroxy-L-proline
Cellular component (GO): endoplasmic reticulum
Molecular function (GO): iron ion binding; L-ascorbic acid binding; procollagen-proline 4-dioxygenase activity
Source: RefSeq, a predicted model, not a curated record
AUGCCGACUCCAUCAAAUCUAAAUAUCUCUACAUGUAUCACAUGGCUAUUUUACCUCGUCCCAAUUUAUAUAUUUCUGAUUGCACCGGGUCUGCGUGUGAUUUUCCCAGAGCAGCAAAAAAAGGAUGCGAACUCCGUAUCCGGUCGUUUCGAAUUCGACGAUGAGGCAGACUACGACCAAUUGGUACCAGGACUCAGGAUUGAGGAUGAUAACUUCAUAAGCCCCGAGGAAGACUCGGGCCAGCUCACUUGUCGCGAGGAUGAUUACCGGGUGCAUAUAUUCUCGCAUAAGCCUCUGAUUAUAUACGUGGAGAAUUUCUUUACAGAUGCUGAGGCUGAUCAUCUUGUUACCGUCAGCGAAGAUAAAUGGUCGCCAUCCAUCAUCUCCGACGGAACAACCGAACGAGUCGACCCAUCCAUCCGUCGCUCAGACCGCGCCCUCCUCGACCGUGAUAAUGUAGUCCGAUGCGCCGAAGAACGUGCCCGAGCCUUUCAGGGCUGGCGCCCAUGGCUAUACAUUGAGCGCAUGUGGACGCAACGAUACAAUACCUCUGGUCAUUAUCGGCAUCACUACGACUGGAGGGGAUCGGCGGCGCAUCGGGGCGGCGAUCGCCUGAGCACGUUUAUGGUCUAUCUGGACGCAAAUUGUACAGGCGGAGGGACGAAUUUCCCACGCUUGAGGAUGCCGCGAAAGAGUCAGUGGUGUCAGUUUAUUGACUGUGAUGAUAGUCAGAACGAAGGGACUUCUUAUGAGGGCGUCACGUUCAAACCGAUCAAGGGAAAUGCUAUAUUCUGGGAAAAUCUACGUCCUGAUGGCACGGGAUAUCCGGAGACAUGGCAUGCGGCACUCCCGGUUUUGUCCGGGACAAAGGUUGGACUGAAUAUCUGGAGUUGGUAUCAGCCUCCUGUUCGGGGGGAUAAAAAGUAG